Molecule: messenger RNA, 4995 nt
Organism: Toxorhynchites rutilus septentrionalis
Lineage: Eukaryota; Metazoa; Arthropoda; Insecta; Diptera; Culicidae
Exons: 6
Coding region: 1-4995 (1664 amino acids)
Biological process (GO): DNA integration
Molecular function (GO): nucleic acid binding
Source: RefSeq, a predicted model, not a curated record
AUGGUUCAGUGUGACUUCUGCAAGCUGUGGGAGCACUUUGGAUGCGCCGGUGUGGACGAGCAAAUCCGACAGCCAAGCGCUACAUAUGCGUGUAAGCAGUGCUCAAAACCUGGACAAUCCAGCAAAGAUCAUCUGCAAAUUCCAGGGAUCGGAACACGUUCUACAAAAGGAUCCAAGGCGGGUUCAAAGGUAGGCUCCAAGAAAGGAAAAAAGAACCCAGGCCCACCAGAUAGCGUGACCUCCAGUGUAAGGGCUGUAUUGUUGUCAGAGCAGCUUAAACUCAUCGAAGAAGAGAAAACGAUGAAGGAACAAGCCCUGUUGGAAGAAGAAGGAAUCAGGAAACGGUUAUUAGAAGAGGAAGAGCGUCAGCUGGAAGAAAAGAAUCGCCUCCGUGACCGUAAACUGCAAGAGGAGUUGGAGAUGAAGCGUAAGCAGCAGCAGAUAAAAAAAGAAUCCUUUGAGAAGCGGCAGAUGGCAGAAGCGAGCAGUAGGAGUGGAUCGGUCGUAAAUUCCGACCAGAAGAUGAAAGACUGGCUAGCCGGUCAAAACCCUGGAAGAUCAGAUGGAAAUGUACAAGGGAAUUCAAACAUACCCCUUACAAACCCGAAUCCUGAAGACCCAGAACAUUCGCUAACGGUAGUUCCUCAGAAUCCUAUUCAACCAACGCUUCCGGACAUGUCGUUACCACAGGUGCCACCCCCUUCACCUCCGGUCGUAGGUCCUCUACAGAGUCUUCUCGCUUCAUUGCCCAACCCAUCUGUUCCAAUCGGAGUACCCUCUACUGCACCAGUUCAACUGAGUAACCCGGUUCCAAUACCGCAACCGGCGUCGACAGUUCCUGUUACCUCGAUUCGAACACUAUCGCAAACUCAAAUCGCUGCGAGACAGGUACUAGGAAAGGACCUGCCUGUUUUCUGCGGAAACCCAGAGGAUUGGCCCAUUUUUAUUAGUAACUUCGAACAUUCAACAACCACCUGCGGUUACUCGGACGCAGAAAAUCUCGUUCGACUUCAGCGGUGUUUAAAAGGGAACGCUUUCGAAUCGGUGAAAAGCCGAUUGCUCCUGCCAGCUAGUGUACCGCACGUCAUUCAGACCCUGCGUACGCUCUUCGGGAGACCGGAUCUUCUCAUCAGAUCGAUGAUGAAUAAAAUCCAACAAGUUCCGGCACCCAGACACGAUCGGUUGGAGACUGUUAUGCAUUUCGGCAUAACAGUGCAGAAUUUGGUUGACCACCUCAAAGCAGCGCAGCAGUUUAAUCAUCUAACGAAUCCGGUACUCCUUCAGGAGUUAGUGGAAAAACUGCCAGGCUCAUUACGACUCGAUUGGGCAGUCUACAAAACCCAUCGUCAACCCGUAACACUCGACACCUUCGGGAAAUUCAUGUCGGGUUUAGUGACAGCAGCAAGCGAAGUUUCCUACACCGUGCCGGGAUUCAGCGUUCAGAAACACACCACAAAUUAUGAAAGCAGAACCAUCAAACCGAAGGGUGGAAAUACUGGUAUAAUUCAAGCUCAUCUUGCAGAUAAAACUCCAGCGUCUACGUCCAGCAGCACUCCAGCUAGCACGAAACCCGGCAAGCAAAUAAACGUUUCAUCCAGCCACGUUACUUCCGGGGAAUCCCAGUGGCCACUCUUCCGCAUUCUUCCUGUCAUUUUAUAUGGCAACAAUUCCUCGCAAAUUAUAUUUGCCUUUAUUGACGAGGGUUCGUCGUACACUCUACUGGACGAAACCGUAGCGAAAGAACUGGGUGUCAAUGGGAAGACAGAAGCACUUACUUUGAAGUGGACGGGAAAUGUUACACGAGUCGAGCCAAAAUCACAAUGCGUGCAGCUCGACAUCUCCGGUAAAAAUAUUAGCUCCCGAUACACCCUUUCCAAUGUUCGUACGGUGAGUCGUCUCGUGCUUCCUACGCAAAGUAUAAAGUAUCAGGACCUAGCAAAUCGUUUUCCUCAUUUGCGUGGGCUCCCGCUUAGUGACUAUGAGUUGGUCGAGCCCAAAUUAUUGAUUGGUCUAGAUAACUUGAGCUUAUGCGUGCCUCUGAAACUACGCGAAGGAGGACCCUCCCAUCCUAUUGGAGCGAAAUGUCGACUGGGGUGGAGCAUUUAUGGGUAUGUUCCAAAUCAAGCAACGAAUUCGAUGAUUAUCGGGUUCCAUGUUGGAACAGUCUCGGAUCGUGAUCGUGAGUUGAAUCAACAGCUUCGUGACUACUUCACACUGGAGGAUGCUGGAGUUGCUGAGGCGCAUCAAGUUCAUGAGUCGAAGGACGAGCAACGUGCAAUACAACUGCUACGAGAGACAACACGACGCACAGCAGAUGGAUCGAAAUUCGAAACCGGUCUGCUAUGGAGUACUGAUGAACCAAACUUUACAGACAGUUACCCCAUGGCCGUCCGUCGUCUGGAGUCUCUAGAACGUCGUCUUCAACGAGAUCCAGAACUGAAGGAGCGCGUACAUGAACAGAUCUCGGAUUACGAAAGCAAAGGAUAUGCACAUCGAGCGAGCUUGGCCGAAUUGACUUCUGUUGAGGCUAACCGUGUGUGGUAUCUUCCUCUAGGCGUCGUGACAAACCCUCGGAAGCCCGGUAAAGUACGCCUAAUCUGGGAUGCGGCAGCUAAAGUGGGUGGAGUCUCAUUCAACUCCCGACUCCUGAAGGGACCUGACCUACUGGCGCCACUUGCAAUGGUCUUAUGUCAGUUCCGCCAAUACCCUGUGGCUGUAAGUGGUGACGUCAUGGAAAUAUUCCACCAGAUUAAAAUUCGUUCUCCUGAUUGUCAAUCACAACGCUUCAUAUUCCGAAAUCGACCAGUAGAUCAACCUCAAGUUUACGUCAUGGACGUAGCCACAUUUGGAUCAUCCUGCUCCCCGGCGUCAGCGCAGUACGUCAAAAAUUUCAACGCAGAUGAGUUCGCCAGUGAGUAUCCGAGAGCCGCAGUAGCCAUCAAGAACAAACAUUAUGUUGAUGACUACUUGGACAGCUUCGAGACCACCGACGAAGCGAUUGCGGUGGAGAAUGAAGUGAAACUUGUACACUCCAGAGGAGGUUUCACUCUUCGCAGCUUCUUAUCCAACGAACCUGAAGUUCUGCAAGGAAUAGGAGAAACAAUUACGGAGAAAGAACCCAAAAACCUACAUUUGGAACGUGAUGGGAAAUGCGAGUCGGUGCUAGGGAUGAAGUGGAUUCCGCAUGAUGACGUGUUCAUCUACGCCUUCGGUACGCGAGAGGAUCUACGGCACAUUUUGGAAAAUGGUCACAUCCCAACCAAACGCGAGGUGAAACUCGUCGGUGCCAAAACAAAAGUAGCACCGCUGAAGACGCUCUCCAUACCUCGACUCGAACUAAAGGCAGCAGUUUUGGGCGCUCGAUUUAUGGAAACUGUUCAAAAACAGCACACGUACACAGUAAGUCGACGGUUCUGCUGGAGUGAUGCCAGUACCGUUCUAGCGUGGGUACGCUCCACCGAUCAUCGGCGCUACCACAAAUUCGUAGCCGUUCGAAUAGGAGAGAUUCUUUCUUCUACGCAACAGUCAGAAUGGCGGUGGGUGCCAUCCAAGCAAAACAUUGCGGAUUUUGCCACCAAGUGGAGGAAUGGUAUGCCUGUGACAAUCGACAACCCCUGGUUCCAGGGACCGGCCUUCCUCUACGAGCCAGAAGAACGUUGGCCUAAGCAGCGAACAAUCGUCCCAACAGAAGAAGAGCUUCGGCCAACUCGUUUCCACGCCACCCACUUCGCUCCGAACAUGGUAUUCGAGAGGUGUCGAUCGAAGGAUAAAUUUGAACUCGGAAACCUUACCAGCGAAGAACUUCGACGGGCCGAGGAAGAACUGCUGAAAACCGCUCAAACCGUGUAUUACACGGACGAAAUCAACAAACUCGUCAAGACUCAAGGGUCACCAGAGAAUCACCACGUCACCGUAGACAAAUCCAGCCCUAUCUACACCAAGUGUCCAUUCCUGGAUGAGAACGGCGUUCUGCGUAGCCGUGGUCGAAUUGGUGCUGCACCACUGGUAUCAUCGCCGCUUCCGUCAUGCCAACCGAGAGACCAUCUUCAAAUACCUGCCCUAAGACGACUGUUGGAUAAAGUUGAACGCUCAUGUACUUUCUGCAGGGUAACCAAGGCGAUGCCAAGAUCUCCAGCGAUGGCUCCGCUUCCCGAGAUGCGUCUGACAGCAUUCACUCAACCCUUUACGUUCACCGGGUUGGACUAUUUCGGUCCGAUGCUUGUGAAGGUUGGCAGGAGCAACGUAAAACGCUGGGUGGCUCUCUUCACAUGCCUGACGAUUAGAGCGAUACAUAUGGAGAUUGUGCACUCGCUAAGCACCGAAUCUUGUAUUAUGGCAGUACAACGCUUCGUCGCACGCAGAGGCCUUCCCAGAGAAUUUUGGACUGAUAAUGCCACCUGCUUCCAAGGUACCAGCAAUGAACUGAAAGCACAUAGGGAAGCAAGUAACAAAGCUCUAUCUGAGAAGUUCACUACAACAAGCACCACCUGGAAGUUCAUCCCCCCAGCUGCUCCACACAUGGGUGGAGCGUGGGAGAGACUCGUUCGAUCAGUGAAGGUGGCGAUAGGAUCAGUUUUGAACGUCCUGCGGAAGCCAGAUGAUGAGACAUUCGAGACGAUCAUCUUGGAGGCAGAAGGAAUGAUAAACUCCAGACCACUUACUUUCAUUCCGUUGGAAUCCGCGGAUCAGGAGGCCCUGACUCCCAACCAUUUUUUGUUGGGAAAUUCUUCUGGGACAAAGUUCCUGCCUACUGAACAGAUGGACAACCGAUGCACACUACGAAGCAGCUGGAAAUUGGCCAGGUACAUCACGGAUGAACUCUGGCGCAGAUGGCUCAAGGAAUAUCUCCCGAUGAUCACACGGAGAUGCAAGUGGUUCGAGGACGUGAAGAAUCUAGAGACCGGUGACUUAGUACUGGUAGUUGACGGGGCGGCGAGGAACCAGUGGAUACGAGGAAGAAUUGAGCGAGUUUUCCCAGGACGAGACGACCAGUAG